This is a messenger RNA of Pristis pectinata (smalltooth sawfish), 3391 nucleotides long. Its product is annotated as fasciculation and elongation protein zeta-2-like. NCBI's taxonomy places the organism in Eukaryota, Metazoa, Chordata, Chondrichthyes, Rhinopristiformes, Pristidae. Gene Ontology annotation, cellular component: cytoplasm; axon. The coding region runs from base 32 to 1237 and encodes 401 amino acids. The transcript has 10 exons. The record is from RefSeq and is a predicted model, not a curated record.
CGGACGGGCGGGCGGUCCGAGUGCCGCGGCCAUGGCGGCUCCCUUGGCGCAGUUCGACGAGGACUGGCAGGAUUUCUACGAGUUCAAGGCGCCCUCGGGCAGUUUCAAACUGGACCAGGUCAACUCCAACGGCGUUGCGGCCCCGGUCCCGGCCAGCGGCACCGGGACGCUGGAGCAGAGCCUGGAAGAUUUCGCCGAGCUCGACAACUUCUCCGGCGAAAUAGGCAGCUUCAAGUCGAUGGAGGACCUGGUCAAUGACUUCGACGAGAAGCUGACCGUGUGUUUCCGGAACUACAACACCAACACGGAGAACAUUGCACCGAUCAAGCCCAUCUCCGAGGAGAGCAUCAUGAGAGACGACGAGAUUUGGAAUGCAUUGACUGAUAACUAUGGUAAUGUAAUGGCCGUGGACUGGAAGACAUCCCAUACCCGCGCUUUGCACCUGCCAACACUGAAUCUAUCAGAAAAGGCGUUGAAUGACAACCUUAACCUUGAUCUUUCUGAUGAUGAGGAACUACGGGAUCAGCUAGACAUGCAUUCCAUUAUCGUUUCUUGUAUAAAUGAUGAACCACUCUUCACGGCUGAACAGGUAAUUGAGGAAAUAGAAGAGAUGAUGCAAGAAUCUCCUGAUCCUGAAGAAGAUGAUACACCCACUCAGUCUGACCGACUUUCCAUACUUUCGCAGGAAAUUCAAACACUCAAGAGGUCUAACACCAGCAACAGUUACGAAGAACGUGUGAAGCGAUUGUCCAUGGCUGAAUUAAAUGAGCUUUUGGAGGAAAUUGAGACUGCAAUAAAAGACUAUUCAGAGGAGCUGAUUCAACAGCUAGCUUUACGUGAUGAGUUGGAGUUUGAAAAAGAGGUGAAAAACAGCUUCAUCUCCAUACUCAUUGAGGUGCAAAACAAACAGAAAGAGCACAGGGAAACAAUGAAGAAAAAAAAGAAACAGAAGAAUGGAAGCCCACAAAAUGGAAAGCAAGAGAAAAGUCACAUGCCAGGAACGCGUUUCAGCAUGGAGGGACUCUCAAAUGUCAUUCAGAAUGGCUUUCGCCAGACAUUUGGAAGCUCAGGUGGUGAGAAACAGUAUUUGACUACAGUCAUUCCUUAUGAGAAGAAGGCUGGACCCCCAUCAGUAGAAGAUCUUCAAAUUUUAACUAAAAUCCUCCAGGCAAUGAAGGAAGAUAGUGAAAGAGUGCCAACCUUGUUGACAGAUUACAUUCUUAAAGCAUUCGUAUAAAGGCUGGAUUGACUGAGUGCUCUGCCCAACUUAAAGCCAGCACCCUGUCUUCACAUCAGACAGGCUUCAAGACCAUAUUCUGCUAGCUCCUGUGAAGAAGGAAACACUUUUUUUUUACCCAGAGGUCCUAUUGAACUAAUUUCCCUUCUUGAACAUUUUGCUUAGCUUUUCUUCAUUUAAUCUAACUUGUCAAUGGAGAGUAGUUUUAUCAGUGAAGAUAGUAGUGAAGAUUUCCACAUUCCCACCCCACCAAACCUCUUUACCCAUUUAACAAACAGUGUUAGGCAAGCUAACUGCAGGUUCAAGUAUUAGCACUAUGCCCCAGUGCAAGCCCAGCUGCUGUUUUUAUUAGAGCAUAGAACAAAAGAAAGCCUGUACACUUUUAAUGAUGAGUAUUGUAUUAGCAGUGUAAUAUCUAUUUUUACAAUGUGCAGAUUCCAGAGGUUAACUUUUUAUCAUUAAUGAAACUGUUCAAGAAACAGUGGAUGUAAAUAGGUUCAAGAAUUUUAACCAAUCCAUAAAGCAGCAAACCUGUACUUUUAUUAUUUAUUUCAAUUAUGCUAAUUUUCAAAAAGGGAACAGAUGGUUUAACUGCACCACUAAGGCAUCCCCUGAGAACAUGGCUCCUUUAAUACAAUGCUCACUUUUUGGGGUGUUAAAUGAGUGCAAGGUUUGAAAAUGUAAAUCAUAGUGUUGCACUUGAUUAUAAAUUAAAUUCUGUAAAUUUGUGUGAUCUGUUUCUGGAUAUUCUCCCAUAGCAUUUAGAUUUAACAGUGAGGCACUUGUUGGUAAUAAUGGAGGAGUUAGUCUGCCAACAAAUUUGCCUUUUCCAUCUCACAACUUCAGUUAGAUUGAGAAAUACCGAUGUUUAUUAAAGAAGUACUGGUAUUGGUCUGCAUAAAAUGAAAUAGACUGGUCUCCCUGUCCCCUCCUUUCAAAAUUCACUUACACUAAAGUUAUUUUCUAAUGGGGAAAAAAAUGCUGGCCUCUAUAACAUUUUGUGGGGAAAGAUCUUUUUGAAAGAUAAUUUUUAUUUGAGGAAAGAACAUGACUACUCCAAUGAGUGUUAACUGAAAGCUGAAGAGGCAAGACUGAGUCUUAAAUAGAAUUGAGUAUUGAUAUGCUGCAUUAAGGUCACAUUUACUCCGAGAAAAGGAAGUCAGCUGAAUUUGCAAAAUUAUAUUGACUACAUCAGGAUACUACUAGGUCUCAACUGGGCCCAGUGAGCAGGGUUCUGUUUAAUGGGCUAUAUUGUAGAAUGUUUUGUACUCAUUCUGUGUCUCGAUUAAUUUAAUGUACUAUACUGAUUUAUGCUAAUCAUGUGCAAUGAAUGUUAAUAGAUUCAUUAUUAGCAGUCUUGUUAAAUUAUAUAUUUCUUAAUGGUGGACAUAGGAGAAUAUUAUUGUGUAUGUGCUUAGCCUAUAUGUAAAUCAAAGGCAGCAUGCUAAUCAUGUUUGUAAACUAAGUAUGUAUUGUAAUUUCAUUUGAGAUACAACAGGGAUUAUUUUAAAGUGCAAACUUUAUUUUAACUUGUCUCAUUUGUCCCUUAUGUCUUCUAAUGCCAAGAUUAUCAACAAAAACAGUAACAAAAAUCCCUAAAAAUGACCAGGAACCAGUCCACACUACAUUGAACUCCAAUGCAUGCAGCAGUUUUGAAAUGAGAACACAGUUUUGGUACAGUUGCUUACGAACUUGGCUGAUAGCUCCAAUGAAUUAGCUGCUGCGUGGAGAGCAAAGCCUCAUUGUACUACUAUCACAUGAAAUUUACAGAAUGGAGGGACAUGGACAUGGCACAAAGCACAGGAGUCAGAACUGGCAAUGCCACAUUAUUAUGGUUGCAUGAGCAAUUUUUGGAAGUACGCUGAAACAUAUCGCCUUCUAACAGUAUCUGCAGACUCUGUUGAACCAAGCAUGCCUGUGUGUACACAUGUGUUGUUGUAAUACUCCUGUAACGUGGUAUGGUUUUACUAGUUAGGAAAUGACUAUCUGUGACAUGAGAAUUUUUUUUCUAAGUUUUAAUGUAGCAUAUUGGUCUUUUAAAGUGGUGGUAGUCUUAAUUUGUUUAUCCUAUAUCUUUGACAGCUUGUAAAGUUUGUGGCAGUAAUUUUAUUUCAUAAUGGAACAUUUUGAGAACAAAUAAACUUGAUUUACACA